CGUAAAUUUAAAAAUAUUUGAUCAUGAGCGAAGAUAUCUACAAUCCCGUGCUGACGCGUGCCAAUCGCCUGGAACUGUUUACGGUGGACGAAUGCGAGAACAUACUGAAAGCUGUGCUGGAGGAUAAGAAUGAAAAUGGGAGCCUAAAGAAAUUUGAAAUUUUGCCAGCCAUAGAGAAUAUGGGCUUCCUAGGAGAAUAUUAUCAUCUAAUACUCAGCUAUCUAUUGGAAAAUGAGUCAGAGCAGCGCACAAUGCGCCUCUUUGUCAAAUCUGUGGCAUACGAGAAUGCAAAUAUGUCCUACUACGAGGAAAAGUCCAGUAUUAUUAAAAAGGAGGCUAAGCUCUAUGGAUUGCUGCUGAAUGAACUGAAAAAUUUGUCUGCUCAUGUGUGGUGUGCCAAGUGCUAUUUCACCCGGGAUGAUCUGUUCGUAAUGCAAAAUAUUGAGGAUCUGGGCUACAGAUCGCUGCCCUCGAAGACGCGCUUCCUAAGCGAACAGGAGCUGCGACCCAUGAUCAAGGCAUUGGCUACCCUACAUGCCAGCAGCGUGGCCUAUGAGCGACGCCAUCGGCUGACCAUUGGCGUGGUAUUCAGGGAGUGGCUGCUGGAGAAGUCCAUCGAUCCUGAUAUUGUCUGGUGGACGACCGGCUUAAAGGCUGUGCUGGCUGUUGCUGCUGCACAUCCCCAGGUGCGUAAGGAUGCAGCUGCUCAGGAUUAUAUUGCCAAUGAGUUGCCACGUUGCCUGGAUCGAGUCUAUUUCAUGGCAAAUCCUUCGCCCGUGCAUCGUAAUGUUUUCCUGCACCGUGACGCCUGGGGCGGAAAUGUGUUCUAUCACAAGGAACAUCCCCAGGAUGUAGGCUGUGUGCUGGUGGACUUUCAGCUGUGCCGCUAUGCACCGCCAGCUGUGGACCUGCUCAUGGCCAGUUACCUUAAUGUGGAGCCGGCGCAGCGCAAGCAGAUGAUGGAGCGCAUAACUGGCUACUAUUAUGAGCACUUGGUAGCAGAGCUAACAGUCAUGGAUAUCGAUGCGCAGCGGGAGCAGCUCAGUCGAGCUGACUUCGACCAAUCCCUACAGGACUUUGCUCUCUUUGGUGCCACCUACAACUGCAUAGCCGCGACCAUACUGCGACUCCCCGAAAACUAUCUGAAGAAGCUCAAGGAUGAACAGCCCAUGGAAUUUCAUCGUUUCUGUAAUGUGGAUCGUACCCAAGCGGUGCUCAGAUUAAUGGACGAACAUGAGGAUUUCAGAUGUUAUAUAUAUGACUGCAUCGAGGAUUUAUUGGAGCUGACAUACUAUAAACAAGUCAAGUGAAAUGGCCCUGUCUUAUCUUCACUCUUUACACAAUGCUCACCUGGUAACACACAUCUUAUCAGCUCCGAAAGUUUUUGCUUCCAGAUUAUCUUAGCACUGAUAUGAAACAAAAAUUUGUAGGUGUGUUAGAAAAAUAAAAGAAUUAUAUGAUAA
Molecule: messenger RNA, 1463 nt
Organism: Drosophila novamexicana
Lineage: Eukaryota; Metazoa; Arthropoda; Insecta; Diptera; Drosophilidae
Exons: 3
Coding region: 24-1310 (428 amino acids)
Source: RefSeq, a predicted model, not a curated record